AAAAAAAAAUACAGCAACAAAAAAACCUUAACACAAAACCAACUCAGUCUGUUCCAGAUGCACACAUCAGCAGUGAGCUAACCCCAGUUGCAUCAUCCACACUGCAGGCAGGGCCAUGAGGGAUAUUUCUGCAGAAGGGCCUGCUUAUUUCAGCAGAGAAGAAAUGGCUGGGGUGGGACAUGUUAACACGUGUGUUCAUGUUCCUUAGAUUGCGUUUUGUGGGUUAUACCAGCAGAAUCUUUACAAACUGCAAGUGGAGAAAUGUUAUGUGUAAUUGGUAACCUCUUUUGCCUUUUGGCCUCUAAAAAUCUUGAUUUUAAUCAGUGAGAAUUUUCUUGUGUGUAUUAAAAUAGGGCUUCUUUUUAGGAAGAAAAUGUGUGUGUGUGUGUGUGUGUCCCCUAAGAGUCCUUUCGUCUGGAUGUCCUGCAGACGAGGCUCUGAAGUUCUAACACAGUGAAUGCUUGGGUUUCAGGUGUGGAUGCUGACGGGGGAUAAGCUGGAGACAGCCACGUGUACAGCAAAGAACGCGCAUUUGGUGACACGCACACAGGACAUCCAUAUAUUCAGACUAGUGACAAAUCGUGGGGAGGCCCACCUGGAGCUGAACGCCUUCCGCCGGAAGCACGACUGCGCGCUGGUCAUUUCUGGGGACUCGCUGGAGGUGUGUCUGAAAUACUAUGAGUAUGAGUUCAUGGAGCUGGCGUGCCAGUGCCCCGCCGUCGUGUGCUGCAGGUGUGCUCCGACGCAGAAAGCCCAGAUCGUGCGUUUGCUGCAGGAAAGGACUGGCAAGCUCACCUGUGCCGUAGGUGACGGAGGGAAUGAUGUGAGCAUGAUUCAGGAGGCUGACUGUGGAGUCGGAGUUGAAGGAAAGGAAGGCAAACAAGCAUCGCUCGCGGCAGAUUUCUCUAUCACUCAGUUUAAACAUCUGGGUCGUUUACUGAUGGUGCACGGACGGAACAGCUACAAACGGUCUGCAGCUCUCAGUCAGUUUGUAAUCCACAGGAGCUUGUGCAUCAGCACGAUGCAGGCUGUUUUUUCAUCAGUAUUUUACUUUGCUUCAGUCCCCCUCUACCAAGGCUUUCUCAUCAUUGGGUACUCCACAAUUUACACCAUGUUUCCAGUGUUUUCCCUGGUCCUGGACAAGGAUGUUAAGUCUGAAGUUGCGAUGUUGUACCCAGAACUCUACAAAGAUCUGCUUAAGGGACGGCCAUUGUCAUACAAAACAUUUUUGAUAUGGGUCUUAAUAAGCAUCUAUCAAGGUAAGAAAUCAACUUCUGCUUGUACUUCUGCAAGUUCUAAUGAAUAUCUGUUUGUAUUGUGA
Molecule: messenger RNA, 1321 nt
Organism: Meleagris gallopavo (turkey)
Lineage: Eukaryota; Metazoa; Chordata; Aves; Galliformes; Phasianidae
Source: RefSeq, a predicted model, not a curated record